GAAGGAAACCUGGGAGCAUCUAUGUGUAGCCAGCUCUUCAGUCCUGUGUUCUAAGGAGCUAGAAUUUCAACUGAUUCCUGCUAGGAGGUUGACCAUUUGAAGGCUCAGUCAGCAGUUUAUCCAUCAUCCAGUGUGACUGCCAACACUUAACCAGCUGGAUAAGGCAGUGGAAGCAGCCCACACCUUUUUCAUGGCCAACCCUGAGCACAUGGAAAUGCAGCAGAAUAUUGAGAAUUACAGAACCAUGGCCGGCGUCGAAGCCCUCCAGCUGGUAGAUCGGGAAGCCAAACCACACCUGGAGAGUUACAGUGCAGGAGUAAAACACUAUGAGGCUGAUGACUUUGAACUAGCUAUCAAGUACUUUGAACAAGCUUUAAGAGAAUAUUUCAACGAAGAUAAGGAGUGCAGAGCCCUGUGUGAGGGGCCUCAGAGAUUUGAGGAGUAUGAGUUCUUAGGGUAUAAAGCUGGUCUCUACGAAGCCAUUGCAGAUCACUACAUGCAGGUGCUGGUCUGUCAGCAUGAAUGUGUGAGGGAACUCGCCACGCGCCCUGGCCGCCUCUCACCCAUCGAGAACUUUCUUCCCCUGCAUUAUGACUACCUACAGUUCGCCUACUAUCGAGUGGGCGAAUAUGUGAAGGCCUUGGAGUGUGCCAAGGCCUAUCUUCUGCUCCAUCCAGACGACGAGGACGUCCUGGACAACGUGGACUUCUAUGAGAGUCUGCUGGAUGACGGCACCGACCCAGCGUCUGUUGAGGCCAGGGAGGAUUUGGUGAUGUUUGUGAAGCGUCAUAAACUGGAGUCAGAACUAAUACGAUCAGGGGCAGAGGGCCUGGGCUUUUCAUACACUGAGCCGAAUUAUUGGGCUAGAUACGGAGGACGGCAGGAUGAGAAUCGGGUUCCUUCAGGAGUGAAUGUGGAAGGGGCCGAAGUUCAUGGAUUGUCAAUGGGGAAAAAGUCAUCACCCAAGAUCGACCGAGACCUAAAAGAGGGUGGCCCCCUGCUCUAUGAGAACAUCACGUUCGUCUACAACUCGGAGCAGCUCAACGGGACUCAGCGCGUCCUCCUGGAUAACGUGCUGUCGGAAGAACAGUGCCGGGAGCUGCACAGCGUGGCCAGCAGCAUCAUGCUUGUUGGUGAUGGAUACAGAGGAAAAACUUCACCCCAUACACCCAACGAAAAGUUUGAAGGUGCAACUGUCCUGAAAGCACUCAAAUUCGGCUAUGAAGGUCGAGUCCCCCUGAAGAGUGCCCGUCUGUUCUAUGACAUCAGCGAGAAGGCACGGAAGAUUGUAGAAUCCUAUUUCAUGCUGAACUCAACCCUGUAUUUUUCCUACACACACAUGGUCUGCCGAACAGCCCUGUCUGGUCAACAGGAUAGAAGAAACGACCUCAGUCAUCCCAUCCACGCUGACAACUGCCUUUUGGAUCCAGAGGCCAAUGAAUGCUGGAAGGAGCCUCCUGCUUACACGUUCCGGGACUAUAGCGCUCUCCUGUAUAUGAAUGACGACUUCGAAGGAGGAGAAUUCAUAUUCACGGAGAUGGAUGCCAAGACUGUGACUGCCUCUAUAAAACCAAAGUGUGGGCGCAUGAUCAGCUUCUCAUCUGGAGGAGAGAACCCACAUGGGGUGAAGGCAGUCACCAAGGGCCAGAGGUGUGCGGUGGCUUUGUGGUUUACCUUGGACCCACUUUACAGAGAACUGGAGCGAAUACAGGCGGAUGAAGUGAUCGCCAUCCUGGAUCAAGAACAGCAAGGGAAGCAUGAACUGAAUAUCAACCCCAAAGAUGAGCUAUAAAAAUGAGGGGGGGGUAAAGAGUGUUCUAUCAGAUAUUUAUUUAAAUUGUUAAUCUUAUGAGAACCUUUUUAUUUUUGUACAGAGCCACGAUAUAAAUUAAUAGGUUAAUAUGAGUCACCGGA
Molecule: messenger RNA, 1914 nt
Organism: Vicugna pacos (alpaca)
Lineage: Eukaryota; Metazoa; Chordata; Mammalia; Artiodactyla; Camelidae
Source: RefSeq, a predicted model, not a curated record